GACACACCUUGCCCUCGUGGACCUGUAUGUAAAUCACAGGUGGAAACCAGGAAAGAGACACACAGUAAAAGUAAAUAAAAAACAACAUCGAAACGAAUAAGAGCCUGUCCGGAACCUUUGGAGUUCUUAACUGGAUUUGAAGAUGACUACACAAUCGCAGAAUGUUGGUGUAGAGAUUCAAAACCAGCUUAAUGAUGUGAUCAGCAGGCUGCAAUCGAAACAGUGGUUCCAGUCAGACUGGGACAUUGCCUCCUUUGUCAUAUUCUUUGUCUUUAUUGGUGCUGUGCUUCUCCUCGUUAUUUUAGUACUUGUACGUUGCUGUUGUUGCUGUUGCUGUGAUACACCCAAAAAGCCAAGAAAAACCAAAAUAGGUGUUGACAACUUAGCGAUGGAGCCAUAAUAGUCAUCACAAGAAAACCUUGUUGAGAACAAAAGUCUUGUUGCUUAAACUUUCCUGUAAACUAUUGGUUAGCAUAAUGUAUAUAUUAUGUAGAAUUACAGAUGCAGCAAUGAUUUAUUUUAUUUGAUUAGGUUUUACAGUGGGGGGGUCCUAAUGUAUUUAAAGUAUUUUGAAUGUUUUAUUUCUUAUUUAUAUUGAGAAAAUGUCUAAAUAUAGUUAAUUUUGAUUUUCUCUAAUAAUUCAUUGGUAAAUGAUUAUCAAGAUACGUGUGUGAACAAACCUUCUCUUUCUGCAUCACCUCCUUUCAACUGAAUUUUAAAUGAACCCCAGCAUAUCUUAUUUAAAAAACAAAGAUUGCACCCGACUAGUUUGUGAAGCAAACUGAGGUCACAAAUGCCAAAACUGUUAUGUCCACUUGAACUAUUAAUGUAAAUGUGAAUGUACCUGAUCAACUUUUGUGCAAAUCAAUUCUGUACACAGCAGUGCCUUUUCAACAUAUAAAAGAUAAGUUUAUAUUUGAUAGAAAAGGGGCCUAGAAGAUGAACAGUUUUAGUUCUGAGUUUACCUUUAAUGGCAUUUGGUUACGAUACAGGUGCAAUUUAAAUAUUAACUAACCAAAGAAGCUCGAUUUGCUGAGUGGUUUCUUCUCAUUUGUCAAAUUUUAAAAUGUCUUUAAAGGUUCUCUCUGAUAAAAGUCUAAUAAAUCAGUACAUUUUUCAAUACACCUUAGAUAUCCAGUAGUAUGCAAGUAAAUAAAUACAUUUACAGCAUACAUUGAAUACAGGAAUCUACAAGUUGUAUUGCUGUGUUAACAUUUUCCGUUUUCUUACUGAGUAUAAACAAAGGAAAGUGGACUUUUCACAUAUUAAGAGCUUGAAUUGUCUCUGUGAUAUUUCAUAGCAAAAAAUUGUUUUGUAGUUUUAAAAUGUGCACUCUAGUAUAAUUUUAAUUAUGAAAAGUAGAUUAAAAUAUUUACUUCUAUGUAUAGCCUAGAGAUUUUCUUGAUUUGUGAAAUCAUAAGGCUGACACGCAGCAUUCUACUUGUUCAAAUGAAGAUUUUCAUGUAGCCAUCAUAUUGUAUGCUCAGAACAUAUUUAUCAAAUUAUCACUUUUCUGCUUUUGUGUAAAGAUACAGUGCAGUGUGUCUAAGUAAAAAAAAAAAGAAAAAUCAACAUACCAUGAAACAACAUAUAAUAUUGAUACGUUUUGUUUAUCUUGAUGGUUAUCUGUAGAGACAGACUCAAAAUAUCAUACUAGACUGGUACUUUGAAUAAUUACGUUGGUUUUGAGGAAGGAUAAUUGUCUGUACCAGUCAAAGGGCAAUUCAUUUGUAAUUUUUAAUUUAGUUUAUACUGUAAUGAUUAGUGUAGAUACUUUUUUUUUUUUUGGCUCGCUCUUCAUUAGCAUGGGAUUAAAGAAAGGCAGUUCUGCCAUCAUGUCAGUUUCACUUGAAAGUAUUAACCUUAAAUUAUGGACUUGCUUAAGUCCCAAGUCAAAGAACUAAUCAGCACAUCACAUUGGUAGUCAUUCUAGCAAAUGUGUUAUAUCUUCAAAAUAUGCUAUGGUUGCUGCCAAAGUAACAUUUACUGUGUUAUUAGCUCACAAAGUGACCCUGGCAUAAGACUUGACAAGGUUGCAGGUACUUUGUUGCACAGUACUUUCAAAUAAUAAUGAUUUGUUUUCCUUGUAAUAUACUGAACACUUUUAUUUCAGCAUGACAUAAAAUUAGGACCCAGAAUGCAGAAUAUUAACUUUGUCAUUGAGUUAUGUUUGUUCUUAAAUCAUCACUUCUUAGUAUCAAUCUAAUCCUAACAAGUUGGGUGGGCUCUAAUGCUGAUUCAUAUCACAGUUAAAACACAAUUAAAACAAGUCUAAAAUAUAAUCAAUUGAUCUCUGUCAUUUAUGUCAUUCCUAGUUGGUUAACUCUUUGUUGUAAUGUAAUCAUUAAUGAGUAAUAUAUGUGGUCUGUUUAAAAAAUCCAACUGAAAUUGAGCUGCAUUAAUCUUGUUGUCAGAGGGUUGAAAUUCAUGGAAAUUAACAAGUAAAAAAAUCUACUUAAUUCUAGAUACACCAGUGUCAGAAUUAAAAACAUUUUGAGUGUAAUCAAGGUAUUACCCAAGCAAUAUAGGAAUUCUAUGCCAUUUCAGAACCUCCAUAGAUAUUUUAAAGUUGGAGAGUAAGGAGUUUCAGUAGAAUGCUGCCUAAAAGACCUGAGGAGCGCUACGUUGCCUGUAAAUGCACAGCUUUUGUCAUCAUUUGUUUUGGAUUAAACUUCUGUGUGUGUCUUUGGAAAUGUUUACAGUAAAAUAAUCAUAAAAUGGUAAUGAUCAUUUCAUGUGGUAAGACACUUUCUGAUCAGAGAUGAUGGUUGAGAUUAAACAUGAGGUUUGUAGAGUGCAAUUAUGUGAUUUAAAAUGAUCCACUGUUGUUAAAUGAAAUAAAAGCAUAUGAUACUCUAUAUCUCACAAGAUUUUAAGAUGUGCCAUAAUGCCUGUAUUAAUUAUUUUCAUGAAUAAAGAUUCAUGCAUAUAUAAA
Polypterus senegalus (gray bichir) is the source of this 2935-nucleotide messenger RNA. It is a transcript of the gene smim22, whose product is annotated as small integral membrane protein 22. Gene Ontology annotation, biological process: regulation of cell population proliferation. The coding region runs from base 143 to 400 and encodes 85 amino acids. NCBI's taxonomy places the organism in Eukaryota, Metazoa, Chordata, Cladistia, Polypteriformes, Polypteridae. The record is from RefSeq and is a predicted model, not a curated record. The transcript is spliced from 4 exons.